Messenger RNA from Bombus huntii, 2553 nucleotides. RefSeq names its product ribosome-releasing factor 2, mitochondrial (gene mRRF2). Lineage: Eukaryota; Metazoa; Arthropoda; Insecta; Hymenoptera; Apidae. The record is from RefSeq and is a predicted model, not a curated record. Gene Ontology annotation, molecular function: GTP binding; GTPase activity; translation elongation factor activity. Gene Ontology annotation, cellular component: mitochondrion. The coding region runs from base 37 to 2271 and encodes 744 amino acids. The transcript is spliced from 4 exons. Gene Ontology annotation, biological process: ribosome disassembly; mitochondrial translation.
AAUUUCGAAUGUACAAAAACGUGUAGGUUAGAAAUCAUGUUUACAUCUUGGCUAAUAAAACGCCCAUGGUGUAACAAGUUUCAAAAAAGAUAUGUAUCAAAAGGCACAACAAUCGUGAAGAAUGAACAUGGAGAACAGGAAAUCACGAAAAUUCGAAACAUCGGAAUUUUGGCACACAUCGAUGCUGGCAAAACCACUACCACAGAAAGAAUGUUAUACUAUUCUGGUCUCAUUAAACAUAUGGGAGAGGUUCACCAUGGGAAUACGGUAACAGAUUAUAUGGAUCAAGAACGUCAGCGCGGUAUAACCAUUACUUCUGCAGCAGUGACAUUUCAAUGGAAAAACUACCGUAUUAAUUUAAUCGACACUCCAGGACACAUUGACUUCACUAUGGAAGUGGAGCAAACGUUAAAAGUAUUAGAUGGAGCAGUAGUCAUAUUAGAUGGAAGUGCAGGUGUUGAAGCUCAGACAUUAACAGUCUGCAGACAAGCUGACAGAUAUGAUAUUCCUAGAAUUAUUUAUGUAAAUAAGAUGGACAGGGCAGAUGCUAAUUUUGACAGUAGUUUAAAAUCUAUUGAAUCCAAGUUAGACACAGAAGUAUUACCGACGCAAUUUCCAAUUAAAGAGAAAGGAAAUUUAGAAGGAAUUGUGGAUGUUAUUACUUUAGAAAAAUUGAUCUUUUCAAAGAAAGAUAUGGGUAUGAAAUAUUCCAGAGUAAAAUUAUCUGAGAAUGAAGAUACAACUUUAUGGGAAAUGGCAAAUGAGAAACGUAGAAGCUUAACAGAUAAAUUAUCCAACAUGGAUGAUGAAUUAGCUAACAUAAUAAUAGAACAGGAAUCUUUGGAUGCAGUAACUCCACAAAUGUUAAUUGAUUCCUUGCACAGAUCAACUAUUAGUAGAAAAGGUGUUCCUGUGCUCUUAGGUAGUUCUUAUAAAAAUAUUGGAGUUCAACCUUUAAUGGACGGUGUUCUCUUGUAUUUACCAUCACCCAAUAAAACUAAAUCUUCUGCGUAUUACCGUUGUUUUGAUGACAAACUUUGCGCCAGGGCAUUUAAAGUCGUCCACGAUAAGCAAAAAGGACCAAUUACAUUUUUUCGAAUUUAUAGCGGCAACGUAGAAAAAGGCAUGAAGCUAUAUAACGUCCGCAAAGAAGAAAAGGAACUCGUAGGAAAAUUGUAUAUCGCGUACGCUGACGAGUACCAAGAAAUACCGAAGAUCACACGUGGCAAUAUUGCAGCCAUAACGGGAUUAAAAAGUACAACAGCUGGAGAUUUAGUAACGACCAAUCGAACAACGACAGAACAAGCAAAGAAGAAACUAAGGGCAGAGAAAGGUGUUGCACUGGAAGAUGUAGAGAAAGUAUUUGACAACAAUAUUAAGACGUUAGAGCCAGUCUUUUUUUGUUCAGUUGAGGCGCCAUCGUUAUCUACGCAAACACUUUUAGAGAAGGCUCUUCAGGAACUCGAAAGAGAAGACCCAAGUUUAAGAGUAACUCAAAAUGAAGAAACAGGUCAGAUCGUGCUUGGAGGAAUGGGUGAACUGCAUUUAGAAAUUAUCAAAGAAAGAAUUAGAACCGAAUAUAAGGUCGAUGCUGAAUUAGGUCCUUUGCAAAUCUCCUAUAGAGAAACUAUAAAGGAACCUAUUUUAGAUACCUUUUCGACUGAAUAUAAGAUAGGAAGCGCUAAUCUAAAAAUUACAAUAGUCAUGUCGUUGAUACCGAACUACCAAGAAAUGGAGACUUUAUUAUUAGAUAAAUCACAGAAUUAUGGUGAUAGCUUAAAUGCUAUACCGGCACAUAUAAUGAAGGCAGUGAGGAAUGGUGUUAAAUUAGUUCUUUUACACGGGCCGAAAUUAAGUUAUCCGGUCGUAAAUAUGGGCGUUAAAUUGCAUAGUUUAGAAUAUGGAUCUGGUAUCACGCCAUCGUUAAUCAGUGCUGCUGUUUCACAGUGUACUCGACAGUUGAUGAAGGAUGUUGGAGUUACACUUCUAGAACCUGUAAUGCGAGUCGAAAUUGUGGUGCCUGAGGAAUAUUUAAGCAUCAUCAUGAAAGACUUGCCGAAAAGACGUGCAGAAGUAAAAUAUAUCGAUACCUACAGACAAAACAAGGUGGUCCACUGCCUUAUUCCAUUAGUCGAGUUACUAGGAUACUCAAAAGCAAUAAGAAUAAUCUCAUCAGGGCAUGCAACGUUCUCGUUAGAAUUUGACCAUUACGAAGUAAUGGACUCGAUGAACGAAGCAGAAGCGAUUAAAAGAGUUACUGGAUUCUAUUAGAAAAUUUAGAAAAUUCUAUUAGAAAAACGUGAAAUGAAAAAGGUAUCUUUCUCAGCAUACAAUAUGCAAUAUUAUUUAUACCAAAUAUCUGUUGUAUUUUAAGAUAUUAGUGAUUUAAUUGUACAAAGAUAGAAAUUAAAUCGCUAUAAAAAUUAUUUUCAACUUACUUAAGGAUUAAGAUCAGGGUUUACGAGAAAAGAGCAGUCGUAUGUGCGAAUUUCUCAUUUGUCAAGACUUCUAUGUCUAAAGUGAAGUAAACAGUAUGAUACACAAAAAUUAAAA